Molecule: messenger RNA, 3198 nt
Organism: Nymphaea colorata (pocket water lily)
Lineage: Eukaryota; Viridiplantae; Streptophyta; Magnoliopsida; Nymphaeales; Nymphaeaceae
Product: probable protein phosphatase 2C 33
Exons: 6
Coding region: 1280-2881 (533 amino acids)
Biological process (GO): protein dephosphorylation
Molecular function (GO): protein serine/threonine phosphatase activity
Source: RefSeq, a predicted model, not a curated record
CAGAAGCAGGAGAAGGAGUAAAGGCAGAGAAAGAGGGUAAAAGAGAGAGGUAACGGGAGAGCAGAGGAGAAUCUGAGAAAGAAGACUGGAGGUUGAAGGUGGGAGGGAAUGGUGAAGUCAAAGGGAGAGGGUGAGCCGGUCAAAGACUCGGGCUCAGCGAUAAAUAGAUUCCUCGUGUAAGAGUGAGAGGAGGAGGCCAGGGGCGAGAGAGAGACUGCCUUGAUCACCCGGCCUUUCUCUUUCUUCGUCUUCGCGGGAUUCCGGAUCAGGUUGGAGGUUUUCUCUCUUUUCCUCCGUUGUCCUUCCAAACGCGGGAUUCCGCGGUAAUCGGAUCUCUGGGAUCGAAGAUUAAGGAAAAGGAGGAACUUUUCUCUUUCUUUUUCUGCUAUAAACGAGGGAAAUCCGUGAGUAUUUCCUCUGGAAAACAGUUAUUAGUCUCGGCUCUAUCUUUUGUCGGCGUUGCAUGUGUGACCUCAGAUUAAAAGUAAAGGUGGAGAGUGCAAGACGAAUGUUGGUCUCUUCCCAGUGAAACCUCCCUUCAAGAAGUGGCGGGAUUAGAAGUCCGCAAAUGAAUUAUUUUUCAUAGCUCAGAUCUCUUUCUCAACACUGUUGGCUUCCUGAUAAGAGUAGUUGAAGCUCUAUUUAUGAGGGUCCGGAUGUUGGUUGUUUCAUGAGGUCCAUAAGAAGAAUUGGCCUUCAAUAAAUGGUCAGGCUGUUUGCUUAUAAGGGGAAGCCGGUUCAUUCUCUUCGCUGAUAACAUCCGAACCCUGAUCUCCCUACAGCCCAUCUCAAUCACAGCAUCUAAUAGAUUCUCGCAUUUCAAAUUUGGUUUCUCUUCAAAGAGGUACUCCGUAGAUCGAAGGCAGUGGGUGUGACGGCCCUCUUUCCUUUGCCCAUGGCUUGUUUAUUUGGAGGGCAAGUUCUCUUCUUGCCGUUACGACAAUUAUAAACUUGAGCCAGUGAAGAUAGGACUCUGUUGAAAAGAAGCUUUUGACGUGGCGUUUGGGCUAGCCUUGAAGAAUCCAACCGCCUUCUUUGGUGAGAAGGAAGCUCCUUGUUUUCUUCGUUUUGCGUCUUUGUUAUUAAUAAAAGGGAGAACGAAAACCUGGAGCAUUAAUGGUUCAAUUCCUUUGAGCAAAUACAAACGCGUGAAGAUCCCCUUGAAGGAAUAGGUUGGGGAUUUUAUAGCUUGGUUCCAACGGAUUCGCCUUCUGAACGCCGGGGUUUUAACUGUGUGGUUGGUCUGGAUUGCAUACUAGACAUAAUCAGGGCCCUCAGGAUGGGGUCCUGUUUAUCUGCGGAGGGGAGCAGUCCUCGUUCCCCAUAUUCACCAACUGCUUCCAGUUCAAAGAGUAGGAAAAGAGGUGUGAAGAAGAAGAAUGGGACGAAGAACCCUGCCUUUGAUUCCAAGAGAGAGGACCAGCUGCGGAAGAUACCCGGGAGGAUGUUUCUGAAUGGGGCAAGCAAGGUCGCUUCCUUGUUCACUCAGCAGGGCAAGAAGGGAAUAAACCAAGACGCAAUGAUUGUUUGGGAGAAUUUUGGUUCAAGAACGGAUACUAUUUUCUGUGGGGUUUUUGAUGGUCAUGGUCCUUUUGGUGAUCUUGUUGCCAGAAGAGUGAGGGACGUCCUUCCACUCAAGCUGAGUGCACAUUGGGACUUCAAUAGUGACAAUUAUGAUGGUCUGCCUGACAUCAGCGCAGCAGGUAGCAUAACACCUGAGGAAGGCUCGUCAACAUGCACAGAUGAGGAACCAAGGUCAUCCAUGGAGCUGGAUGAGAAGGAAAAGCAGCCAGAAAACUUUUUGUUGCUUAAAGACUCAUUCCUUAAGGCCUUCAAGGUGAUGGAUAAGGAGUUGAAACUGCAUCAUCAUAUGGACUGUUUCUGCAGUGGAACAACAGCAGUCACGUUGGUCAAGCAGGGUCAAGAUCUUGUAAUUGCUAAUAUUGGUGAUUCUAGAGCCAUACUCGGCACAAGGGACCAACAUAACAAUCUAAUUGCUGUCCAGUUGACUGUAGACCUCAAACCGAAUCUGCCAAGUGGGUCUCUCUCUCUCUCUCUCUUCCUCCUUUCUCUCUCCACACUCACACCUACUAACCCCACAAACACACACCUCCCCCUCCAAAUGAAAAAGGUUCUGAUGAGCUUGCCAUUUGCAGAAGAAGCAGAGAGGAUCCGCCGAUGCAAAGGUCGGGUGUUUGCGCUGCGUGAUGAGCCAGAAGUGGCACGUGUAUGGCUUCCCCACAACGAUUCUCCUGGUUUAGCAAUGGCAAGAGCAUUUGGUGACUUCUGUUUGAAGGAGUUUGGUUUGAUUUCAGUCCCUGAAGUAUCUUACCGCCUCCUCUCUCAAAGAGAUGAGUUUGUUGUGCUAGCCACUGAUGGGGUGUGGGAUGUCCUUUCCAACAAAGAAGUGGUGGACAUAGUGGCUUCAGCACCAUCUCGUUCAUCAGCUGCAAGAUCCCUGGUUGAGUCUGCAGUCCGUGCAUGGAGGCUCAAAUAUCCAACAUCCAAGGUAGACGAUUGUGCUGUUGUCUGUCUGUUCCUUAACCCUAUUUCAAAAGGUGAAGAUGAUAGAAAACGAAAACAGCCAGCUGUCGUAUCUUCUGCCGAUGAUAAUGAUUUGACAUUGAGCCCAACGUUUGGAAGAUCUGUCACUGUUUGUGCUGAAUCUGGCAAACCAGGUUCUCCUGCACACAUUGUUAAGGGCAGAAAAGCUUCUCUAGCAAGGCAGGACCUGGACAAUCCAGCAACAACCCCUUCUCAGAAAGGCCAGAAUCAUGAGGAGGAUCUUUCACAGGAAACUGACGAAUGGUCAGCACUAGAGGGGGUCACCAGGGUGAACACUUUGUUGACGCUGCCAAGAUUUGUUCCAGGAGAAAAGUAAGGAGAGAAAUGCAAGCUGAUGAUGGCAGGUGACCCUGAUAUGAAAAUGGAACCAGAAUGUGGUAAAUUUUGCCUGGAUAAAGAAAAAAUCCGAUUGAAUUCAUUUCUUUCUUUUUCCUUUUUUCACUUUGUUUAUAUGUAAGAUUUUGUAUGCGGCCUAUAGGUCUGUAGUUCAUCACUUCAUCGAGGUUUCUGACCUGCCUUCCUUGCCCUGUUUUAUCAUAGUGGAGAAAAGGCAGGUUCUCAAUUUGGAAGAAUAUGUAAAGGAUCUUAUAAUUGUUUCAGUUCAUAUAUGUUUAUUUUUUCCUUGUGAAUGAA